AUGAGUGCGAUGAGGGCGUGCACGUUGACUGCGUUGUGUGCAGUGGGCCUCCUGGUGCAGGUGGUCGCCAUCCCCGUGGACAAUGGGGUGGUGGGCGAGCCGGUGGUGGAGUGCGGACCGCACGCCAUCGAGGUCACCUUUCAAACACAGUAAGCCCCAUUUUUUGCGUUCUAAUGCAGCUUACUGUAAAUGCUAAUUGCCAUGUUUUCUUGACUUGUUUCAUACUCGAUUUCGUAUGUUCAGAAACCCGUUCCACGGCCGUUUAUAUGUGAAAGGAAGAGCCGCUGAUGGUGACUGUAGUAAUGAACAGAUCGGACGGACUUCCACGGGAAUUACUUUGCCAUUCGACGCCUGCAACGUCCAAAGACUCCGAUCGCUGUGAGUUGCAGUGCUUUUUACUGUCUUCUUAUACGGUACUAUAGCAUGUCGGGAAAAUAAUGAGCCUUCUGUCGCUUCGAAAAUCGCAUCGCCGUCGAGGAAAUGAAUUGCGUUGCGACAAAAUAGAAUUGCUUUUCACUUCAGCGACGCGGGGCGACAUUAUGGUGAUCAUUUUCCCGACAGAUUAAUACUGUGCGAUAGUAGCAGUCAAACCAAGAACUCUUGGCAGGCUUUUACACGGCGCGGCGAAAUGACUUUGCGCGACAAACGAUCAGCACAGUGCGCUUUCUUGGCAUGCUUUUGCACGGUGCGCUCGGCGCGGCGAAGUGACUCUGCGCGGCAACCAAAGUGCACGGACAUUUUUUUGCUUACGCACAGUGCAUUUUGAACUUUUUCCCACGCUUGUCGCCAGCGCACAGUGCAUGUUCUCUUUCUGCACAGUGCAGCCCUAAAAAAGGCCGUUUGCACUGUGCGUUUUGAAUUGUUUCCCACGCUUGUCGCCAGCGCACAGUGCAUGUUCUCUUUCUGCACAGUGCAACCCUAAAGAAGGCCGUUUGCACUGUGCAUUUUGAACUGUUUCCCACGCUUGUCGCCAGCGCACAGUGCAAUCCCAAAAAAAGCAAAUUGCACAUAAACCUGCUUGUGUCGCGGCGAUAUUUCAUGCACAGUGCAAAAACAAGAAAAGUGAAAUGCACGGUGCAAAACGGGGAGAUUUUUUGUACUUUACGGGCGGCGACAAAUGUCCAUGCACUUUAUGAAAAUACCAAUUUCUGGGUGAUUUUAGAAACCCUAAGGGGAUUUUCGCCUCGACCACGGUUGUGAUCUCCUUCCAUCCGAUUGUAAGUCCACCAAAUUCGUUGCAAUUUCCCAAUCUUUUGUGUAGUUUGUAACCAAAGUGGAUCGCGUCUACCACAUCCAAUGCUUCUACAUGGAAGCCGAGAAGACGGUGAGCCAAAACCUGGACGUCAGCGACCUCACCACCGCCCUGGCGACGCAUCUUUUGCCGAUGCCGGUGUGCCGCUACGAGGUGUUGGACGGCUCGCCCACCGGGCAGCCGGUGCAGUUCGCGGUCGUCGGCCAGCAGGUCUACCACAAAUGGACCUGCGACACCGACACCCAGAACACCUUCUGCAUGGUGGUGCACACCUGUUUCGUGGACGACGGCGCCGGCGAAAAAGUGGAGCUGCUGGACGAGAAUGGAUGCGCCAAGGACAAGUUCCUGCUGAACAACCUCGAAUAUCCGGACGACCUGAAUGCCGGCCAAGAGGCGCAUGUGUUCAAGUACGCGGACCGAGCGCAGCUCUUCUUCCAAUGUCAGGUGGCGUUGAGUUUGAAGGAUGGGGCCACGGAAUGCGCACGGCCCGGCUGUGCGGAGCCCGGGAAUCGGGUGAAGCGACAUUUGAAGAGGUGGGUUAUUAUCGUAGUUUUAUACAUAGCACUAUAAUAUAAUAGUAACAGUCUGUCGGGAAAAUAAUGAGCACUCUGUCGCAUCCAAAAAUCGUGUCGCCGCCGAGAAAAUAAAUUGUGUCGCGACAAAGUCAAAUUGCUUUUCAUCGAUGCGAUUUAUACUCAUUAUUUUCCCGACAGACUGACAGAAUGUCUUUACAUGUUGCCGCGGUCCGCACCGUGCACAAAAACCUCCCAUUUUGCACCGUGCAUUCCACCAUUUUUUGGUUUUGCACAGUGCAUCGGAAUAUCGCGCUUUUUGUGGCUUGCACGGCUCGAAAAAUAAAAAAAUGCACGGUGCGUUCGUUUCGCGACAAACUUUUAUCCGCACUGUGCAGCACUUUGCGACAACUUUUUUCAUGCACGGUGCAUAUUUUUUUGCGUGGACAUUUCCCCCACAAUGCACUGUGCAUUUUGACCUUUUUCCAGGAAUUGUCGCUAACGCACAGUGCAUUUUUAUAUAUUUUCGCACAGUGCAAACCAAAAAAAUGUCGUUUGCACCGUGCAAAUUCUUCGGCAAACCUGCGGCGACGCCAAAUGUUUACUUUUGCACAAUUUUUUUUGUUUUUUGCACCGUGCAAUUUCAUAGGCUUUUUUAGAAAAAAGUCAGCUAACAUCCAGACUUUUUUCGCACGGUUCGAGUCGCAAAAAUUGCUCCCGCGACUUUGCGAACGGGCCUGUACUCCCUCAAUGGGUUGUAAUCACUUCCCUACCAGAGAUUGCCACGGCUCCGGAGUCGGCUCUUGGCUCCGGCUCCGAGCCGAGAGCCGGAAAUUUUGGGGUCGGCUCCGGCUCCCGAGCCCAAAGUCGGAGCCAGGCUUCCCAGCGGUCAGAAAAGUAAAAAUUUCGUGAUCUUGUUAAACCAAAUUGCUUAAAACACGCUGCGGAGGAUGUGACUUGACUGCAAAAACGUUGGCUGUAUGAUCUCUGGCACUAAUAACUUUAAUUUUUGGAAAAAUAUUUUUUAAAAAACAUUUUGCAUAGGAGCCGGGAUUCGAAGCGGGGGGCCUUUUUAAAUUUUGCACGGAGCCGGAGCUGCAAAUUUGGCCUCGGCGCGAAAUUUUGACCGUGGCAAUCUCUGCUUCCCUACCCACAUUUCCCUUUACCUGCAGCCUUUCUCACUCAAUUUUCAGCCUCCCCUUGGACACCCUCAAUUCCGUGGACGUCGCAUCGCCAGAAAUCACUGUUCUUGACGCCGACCUCGUCCACCAUCAACCCGAACCCACAACCGACGUCUGUGUGCAGCCAUCUCCAGUGUUAUUCGUGGUUUUCGUUGGAGCCAUAGCCUUGACAAUUUUGGUCAUCAUUUUAUUGGUGAAUCGACGAAACUAG
This is a messenger RNA of Bursaphelenchus xylophilus (pine wood nematode), 3156 nucleotides long. NCBI's taxonomy places the organism in Eukaryota, Metazoa, Nematoda, Chromadorea, Rhabditida, Aphelenchoididae. The record is from the annotation of a GenBank genome assembly.